AUGGGUACACCAGACGGCGGGCAGAACAAGAAGAAGAAGCGGAACAGCCCCGGGGCGGCCCCAGAGGAGAAGCGCACCAAGACAGGGCGCGCAUGCGACGCUUGUCGAACCAAGAAAAUCCGCUGCGACAUCCUCUCUUCAGACGACGACACGCAGCCAAUCUGCGCGCACUGCAAACAGUACAGCAUCGAAUGCACCUUCUUCCUGCCGAUCACAGAAACGCGUUUCAAGAAGAAGCGUUUGGCGGAAGCCGCGGCGUCGCCGGCGAGCAAACCGUCCCUCAACGGCCCGGACGGACGGACCCCCGGCGGCCCGGCAUCGAUACUGUCCCUCGUGCAUUCCCAGGUACCCACGAGCUCGUUUGAGCGCUUUGACAUGGCAAACCACGCCCACUGGGAGGUGUCAGAGGACGCGGACGGGCGCAUCAAGGUCGAGGCGCACGCGGAACAUCCAAGCGAUGCUGAUGGCGCCAGCGCCCAGCGACUCGCAAAGUACGUGCUUCCGCCGAAUAUGAUGAGCGCCCUCGUCAACUCGUACUUUGACCACGACUCAAAGUAUCUGCCCAUCAUCGACCGCGCCGAGUUUUUGCGACAACGAAAACCGUACCCCCUCCUGCUGUACGCCAUGUGUGCGGUGACAGCGACGCGGCGCGAGUUCCCGCGCGAGGUGUUCUCGCGCAUGCGCGGGUUGGUGAAUGGGCUUUUGCGCGCCAACGAGAUUUUGAGCCACACCAAAAUCGAGCACAUCCAGGCGUUGUUGUUGUGUUGCACGAACGGAGAUUUGAACGCGCAGCCAACAGCACCCACAGCGAGUGCGGCAGUCCUCCGCCUCAGUAUAGCGUGCCGGAUGGGGCAGGAUCUCAAGCUCCACCGUGAAGAUAAGAGCAGUGACAGCAAACCUUUGACAUUAGAGCAGCAGGAAGCGCAACAGCUGCAGCGCCGUAUCUGGGCUGCGCUCAUGGUCUACGAUGCGUGGUAUGGGUGCGCUCUGGCGCUGCCCGUAAUAACCGACGUGGCGGACUGUGACGUGCCCAUCCCUUCACCAUAUCGUGUCACACCAGACGGACCAGUUUUCGACGAGAGCUACGCCUGCCUCGGCGAGAACCUCAAGCUAGCGACGAUCACGGCGCGCAUCCUCCGCGCAAUGUACGGCCCAACAGGCAUGAACCGGAACACGGAUGCGGACUUGAACGGGAUCCUCGACGACUUGGCUGCAUGGCACGACAACGUCCCCGAGCAGCUGCGGUUCAAGGGCCCCGAGAGCUCGACUCUAGCCGGCAUGCUGCGGAUGCAGUUCACCGCCGUGCAAUUCCUCUUCUGGCGGUGCUGGCUGCGCACGACGCACCCGCCCCCACCGCAGAUCACGAUCGUGCUGAGCGUGUCGCGGUGGCAGCAGCUGGUGCAGCUGUCCAGAGAGAGCAUCGAGUGGCUGAACGAGCACGACCACACGCUCGACACAUUCUUCGUGUUCCCGUACACGGCAACAUCGUGCGCGCUGGUGCAGUACCACAGCUGGGCGCGGAAGCGGGACCCUGCGAUCCUCGAAACGCUCAAGCUCGUACACGACGUCGUCGCGCGCUGGGAGGACGCGCUGCAGCCGGAACAGAUGAGCACGCGCAAAAAGAGCUGCGAAACCAUGAUGCUGCUGUACGAGGCGGCGCUCAAGACGGUGCCGGACGACGACCGGUACGAGCGCUCGGAGGGGACGCCGGGGAGCAGUGUGUCGCGGGGCACGGAGGGGGGACACGCGCCGGCAUUCGGGAGCCGGUCGGCCGCGCACGCGCAGCGCGCCCAGCAGACGAGAUACCUCGAGCGGCUGGAGGGCGACGGGCCGCACGUCGUAAGCUACGACAACGAGGCUAAUCCCGGCGCCGAGCUCGUCACCCUCGACGAGGCGGGCGACGACGCCCUCCUCUUCCUCGACAACCUCCCGAGCUCAAACUACGACUGGGCCGCGUGGUGA
Molecule: messenger RNA, 1962 nt
Organism: Cutaneotrichosporon oleaginosum
Lineage: Eukaryota; Fungi; Basidiomycota; Tremellomycetes; Trichosporonales; Trichosporonaceae
Biological process (GO): DNA-templated transcription
Cellular component (GO): nucleus
Molecular function (GO): DNA binding; zinc ion binding; DNA-binding transcription factor activity, RNA polymerase II-specific
Source: RefSeq, a predicted model, not a curated record